AUGACAAGUGAAAACCCAGUCUUCGAACGGCACCAAACCGUUUACAAAACCGAUACCAAAUUCCAACUCGACACGCUCUCCUACCAAACACAAUAUGUCGAUAUCUACUUUUUACGACUCGCAAAGCUUAAACGUAUCGUUGAAGCUCAUGGUCGUGAACGAUGGGAUGCCGUCGAAGUCAACGGAGAUUAUGUUAAACGUGUAGAUCGGGUGCUAGAUGUACGACAAGGAGAAUUAUGCUGGAUUACCGGAACGAUAUACAUGAAUAUGCCGUUGAAGCCUAAUGUGCUCGAUGACAUUGCAAAAGAUCACUUCAUAUCUGCACCCCUCCCCCGCCAAAAAUAUCGAGAUUUCGAAAAAGAUCAAAUAAUGAUCGAAGAUGAAUCCGGCCGCCUUGAGCUUGUCGGCUCCAAAAUAAAAACCGAAGAUCUAGUAACGGGUUGUGUAGUCGGCGUAAUGGGCACGGAAACCGCUAGCGGCGAGUUCGAGGUUAUAGACAUAGUCCUCCCCGAGCUACCAGACCAAAACCCACGACCUAUUCCCAAAGCCCCAUCUAGCCAGAGGAACUACGUAGCAUUGCUCAGUGGAUUAAACAUCACCGGGAACAUCCAUGAAAGUAUAGAAACACAUCUACUAGUCGAAUAUCUCCUAGGGGAGGCCGGAAGUCCAGAAGACCAAGCAAAAACAUCUUCAAUAUCCCGUCUCAUAAUUGCUGGAAACUCAUUAUCGGAACCCCACGCUCAAGCAACCGACGAUGCAGCAGCAGCAGCAUCAUCAUCCCGUCCCACCAAGUCCAAAAAGUACGGCUACGACGCCGCAUCCUACAACGCUAAGCCCACGGCUGUAUUAGAUGCUCUCUUAACCGACCUCUGCACAUCUAUAAGCGUAACACUUAUGCCUGGAGAAACUGAUCCUGCAAAUGCGUCAUUACCACAGCAAAAGAUGCACCCGACGAUGUUCCCCACGGCGAAGUACUAUACAGGGUCGACGUUUAUACCAUCUACAAACCCCCAUGCUUGUGAAAUUGAUGGAGUGAGGUUUUUGGGAACCAGUGGGCAGACUAUUGACGAUGUAUUCAAAUAUGUGGAUGGUGAUGAUCGGUUAGAGAUGAUGGAGAAGACAUUGAGAUGGAGGCUUGUGGCGCCGACGGCGCCGGAUACAUUAUGGUGCUAUCCAUUCCAAGACGAUGACCAAUUCGUGAUAGAAACCUGUCCGCAUGUAUAUUUUAUUGGGAAUCAGUCGGAGUUUGGUACAAGACUAACACAUGGUUUAAACAACCAAGAAGUUCGCCUGAUAACAAUCCCCAAGUUUUCAGAAACGGGAGAGCUGGUCUUGGUCGAUCUGGAAACAUUGGAUUGUGAGAUUAUCAGUUUCAAGUCGAAAUCCGGAGUAUCAGCAUAG
This is a messenger RNA of Orbilia oligospora ATCC 24927, 1401 nucleotides long. RefSeq lists its product as uncharacterized. Gene Ontology annotation, cellular component: delta DNA polymerase complex. The record is from RefSeq and is a predicted model, not a curated record. Gene Ontology annotation, biological process: DNA strand elongation involved in DNA replication; DNA replication. Lineage: Eukaryota; Fungi; Ascomycota; Orbiliomycetes; Orbiliales; Orbiliaceae. Gene Ontology annotation, molecular function: DNA binding. The coding region runs from base 1 to 1401 and encodes 466 amino acids. The transcript is spliced from 7 exons.